Molecule: messenger RNA, 5862 nt
Organism: Notolabrus celidotus (New Zealand spotty)
Lineage: Eukaryota; Metazoa; Chordata; Actinopteri; Labriformes; Labridae
Gene: trappc10
Product: trafficking protein particle complex 10
Exons: 23
Coding region: 128-3919 (1263 amino acids)
Biological process (GO): intra-Golgi vesicle-mediated transport; early endosome to Golgi transport
Cellular component (GO): TRAPPII protein complex
Molecular function (GO): protein binding
Source: RefSeq, a predicted model, not a curated record
ACGUACUUCCCGGAAGUGCAGCGGGGACACAGGCCCCAUCGAUUCAACACAACUGCACACAUAAGCAUUUACUAAUAAUAAAGCUCUGUUUGUAUGUCAUUUUCAUGGAGUACAACCGAUAACACAUAUGGAGUGUCAAGAGGAGAAGCCGAUUAUCUACACUAUGGAAAACAAGCCGAUCGUGACAUGUGCUGGAGAUCAGAGCUUGUUUACCUCUCUUUAUACCUCAUUGGCCCAACAACUUCCCAGAGAGCCAAUGGAGUGGAGGAGGACGUACGGCCGUGCACCAAAAAUGAUCCACCUUGAAGCUAAUUUCGUCCAGUUUAAAGAGGAGCUGCUCCCAAAGGAGGGCAACAAAGCGCUCCUCACCUUCCCCUUCCUCCACAUCUACUGGACUGACUGCUGUGACACGGAGGUGUAUAAGACCUCGGUGAAGGAGGACAUGUUGCGCUGGCAGAACAGUUUGCGGACUCACGGCUCUGCAGACUGGGUCAUCAUUGUCGUUGAGACCAAUGACACGAAGAAGAAGAACAAGACCAACAUCCUGCCCAGGUCGUCCAUCGUGGACAAAAUCCGCAGUGAUUUCUGCAACAAGCAGAACGACAGGUGUGUGGUGCUGUCAGAUCCUCUGAAGGACUCGUCGCGCUCUCAGGAAUCUUGGAAUUCUUUGUUGCUCAAACUGCGGACUCUCCUCCUCAUGUCCUUCACAAAGAACCUCGGCCGCUUUGAAGAUGACAUGAGGACGCUCCGAGAGAAACGCACCCAGCCGGGCUGGAGCUUCUGUGAAUACUUCAUGGUCCAGGAGGAGCUGGCCUUUGUCUUUGAGAUGCUGCAGCAGUUUGAAGAUGCUUUGGUCCAGUACGAUGAACUAGAUGCUCUUUUUACCCAAUAUGUCCUUAACUUUGGGGCUGGAGAUACAGCAAACUGGCUCGGCUCGUUCUGCGCCCCAGUGCGCAGCUGGAGUGGCCUGCUGCUCCGGCGGCCCAUCGACAUGGAGAAGAGGGACGGGAUCCAGCGAGGGGAGGCCAGUCUGUUAGAUCUGAGGAGCUAUCUGUUCUCCCGCCAGUGCACCUUACUCAUCUUCCUCCUGAGGCCGUGGGAGGUCACACAGAGAGCCCUGGAGCUGCUGCACAACUGUGUACAGGAGCUUCGCCUUUUGGAGGUGUCAGUUCUAGAGGGAGCUCUGGAUUGCUGGGUGUUUCUGAGCUGUCUGGAGGUUCUGCACAGGAUCGAGGGAUGCUGUGAUCAGGCCCAGCUGGCUGCAAACUGCUCUCAUACUGUCGGGCUGUGGGCCUAUGCUACUGACAAGCUGAAGUGUCUGGGUGAACUCUGUGGCCUGGUGUCAGAGAAGGAGCCCACAUCUGAUGACCUGAACAGGACUGUGGAUCUGCUGGCCGGACUGGGAGAUGAGAGACCUGAGACGGUCAACAGUUUGCAGAGCCCUUACAAGAAGCUGAAGGAAGCCCUGUCCUCUGUGGAAGCUUUUGAGAGGCACUAUCUUGAGCUGUCUCACGCUGCGAUGGAGAUGUACAGAGCCAUUGGCAGGCUGAGGUCUGCCAGAUUAGUGGGGAAAAGCCUGGCUGAGUUCUACAUGAGAAAGGGAGACCCCGAGCGAGCAGAAACCUACUUACAGGAAGCUCUGAAGUCGUACGUGUCAGAGGGAUGGAGCCUCCCCGUCACUCACACCAGGAAACAGAUCGCUGAGUGUCAGAAGCUGCUGGGCAGAACUGAAGACUACUUACAGACCAGUGCCUUGUUGGCUGGUGAUGCGAAUCUGACCACAGAGGAGAGGAAGCACUUUUGCCAAGAAAUCCUGAGCUUUGCUGGGAAGUCUGGAGAUCCUGCUCAGAACGUGACCCUCAGUCUGGGAGUUUUCGCUCAGCUCACACGGCUUCAGUUCCGUCCGGCCACGGCCUCUGUGCACUCUGGCGCUGUGCUGCAGGUGGAGCUCACUCUGCGGUGCUUGAUGCCUGUUUCAGUGAGAAUGCAGCAGCUAGCUGCGAGUAUUCACUUUGACCUGGAGCGUGGAGGGACUAACGGGAGGUCAAAGGGAACUCAGAGGCUCACAAACCCAGGGACAGUGGAGUUUAUCCAGGCUAACUCAUCCGCAGGUCCCCCCUCUUCCUUGGUUUGUCCCCCUUUAGAGUUGGACGAGAUUCAGGACAGGAGUCCCUCGGACAAUUCCCUAAACUCUACAGGAGUGGUGUGUAAAAACACUCACCUGCUCAUGCGUCGACAUGACAGCAACUCGCCACCGGACACGCCUAACUGUGUCAGCCCUCCGGCUGUGGCCAUGAAGGAAGGAGCGCAGAUGCUGAAAGUGCAGGAUGUGACGUUAGAGCCUGGGAACAACAGCAUCGUCUUCACAGCACCGAGUGGACAACCAGGCACUUACACUCUGCGUCAGCUGUUUGCCACAGUGGGUCAGGUGCAGUUUGUGCUGCCUCAUAUCUACCCAUCAGUCCAGUAUGAAGUCUAUUCUCAGGAGCCCCAGCUCACUGUGGAGCCUCUCUUAGAGCCCCUGUUGGCCGGUCUGCCUCAGAUGGUGAAGUUCACUCUGCUGACGGGUCACUAUGCUGUGAAGAAAGGAGACGCUCUGCAGCUCAGCAACACCGACACCAUGCCCAUCCUGCCCUCCACCAGCUGCAACGCACGCAUUAGCAACCCUGCUGCUGAGCUGGUGGGUGAGAGCGUCCUGUCCAUCCAGUCCUCUGAGAAGGUGACCAGCAUCAGCCUGCCCGCCUGCGAGCCCUACCACACUCUGGAGUUCCAGCUGGAGGUUCACUGCAUCAUCCCGUCCGGGGCCGACCGGCCGCCUAACGAGAGGCUGACCAACGGGGAGGUCCGCCAUCGACCACGCAGCUACAGUCACCCUGACACACCCAUGACCGCCAUUGACCAGAGGAUGUCCAUCGACUGCCCGUGGUCGAUCUACUCCACGCUGCUCGCUCUCACCUUCUACAUCCCAUUUAAGACCAAACACUCGCUGCUCUCUGCUGAUAACAGGAAGUACAUCCAGGUGUGUGUGCAGAACGUGUCGGAUGUGAGCUUCACGCUGGCUGAAGUGAAGCUGACAGAGAAGCAGAACGAGUCACUGGAGCUGCAGUCCCUCAACACUAAAACACAGCAGCUGUUGUGCAGUAAGCACAGUGUGUUCUGUCUGUGGGAGGUGAGGUGGAAGGACGACCUGCCCUCAUGUCUGCAGUGUGUUUUCUCUGCAAACUUCUCUCCGCUCAACCAAGAUGUCUCCGCCUUCAAACCUUUCCACUACCAGUUUCAGCUCGAGAGAGUCACUACGCUGUACAGUGUGAAAGCGGAGAUCUUUCCUCCUCCUGGAGAGCAGAACUGUCGCUCUGGCCUCCUCUGUGGGCUGGAGAUGUGUAUAACACGACUGACUGAACCUGGAGAGGGAGAGAUCUCAGAGGACAGCAAGACAGACACUGAUGGUCUCAAAACCACCAAACUCAUGUAUGAAGUGGCUGACAGCAGCAGUAACUGGGCGGUGUGUGGGAAGAGUUCAGGGAUGGUGUCGAUGCCCAUGACAGCGAGCGCAACCCACAAGGUGCAGAUCGAGGUGAUGCCUCUGUUUGCUGGACACCUGCCCUUCCCCAAGAUCAAAGUGUUAAAGUACCUGCCUCACACUGCAGCUGUGGCCCCCCAACAAGACCCUGACAGCUGCGUAGAAAACGACAGCCUGUCCCUGCUGGACAAGACGCUGGACGACCAGGCGGACACAGCCAGCAUCCGCAGCCGGGGCAGCGUGCACUCUGUGGGCAGCGGCGACCAGCAGCAGAGGGGCGUAGCCAUGCCGCGCCUGGAGCCCUUCAGCCCCGGUCAGGUGUUCAACCACAGCAACACACGGCAGGUCCUGGUGCUGCCUGCCACCGAUGACCACAUCAUGGAGGUCAACGCGACAUGACCCUGGUGGGUAAAACAACAACCCCCUUCUUACAGCACUGAACUCAAAACCUGGACGGACUCAGCUGAGCUUUUACUCCGGGGUGAAUCGGGUCCAUGAGUCCACGUGGAAGACCGGACUCCUCCCUAAGCAUGAAACGUUCACAUCACUGGAGACAUUACAGACUGGCACAGUGAAGAGCCAAUGACAUCCGCAGAUAAGAUUUAAAUAAAGAAUUUUCUUUGCCAUAUGUUGUACAAAGCUCAUUGGAUGGAUUUAUAGUUAUAAAUACAUAAAUAUAUGAAUAUAUAUGGACUGAUGGAUCAGAUGGGCGCCUGUUGUGCUCGUCUGAGCUGAAGAAAACAGUCCUGAUUGUCCCAUGAUGCACCAAAGCCCUACAUGUGUACGCCUCGAUCAGCUACUGAAGUACUGUAACCAUGACAGAGUGUGUCCUGCUGUACGUGCUGUUCCUGAGCCUCUCAGGUCAUCACGGCGUCUUUUAUUUGAGACUUUUGCCUCAACGCUAAUGUUUGAGUCGUGAAAAUAAGCAGCUGCUUCCACAAAAUAGAUUUUACAGAAGUCAAACCAGGAAGAAUAAAACACCUCAAUCCACAGCUUGAGACUUGAGACUCCUCCGUCCUGUCAGAAUAUUUAUCCUCUCUGGUGGAUGCUGAAAAUGAUUCACUUAAACUGACUUCAUAAUAUGAGUCUGAUAAUGGUGCAAACACAUAGCAGCCCUCUAUCUCCUCCCUGUUGUAAAGAAAUGAAGCCAAAAUACCACCAAGAUGAAACUGACGUAUUACUCUGGUGGUGUAUUUUGCAGACAGCCACCAGGGGGAGCUCUAAAAGUUUCCACUUCACUUUGGAGCUGAUAUUUGUGGUCGCCAUCUUUGUUUUGGGGAACAGAAGUGCACCCUAGAGGUCUAAAUUUAACUUUUCUCUGCAGGGGAGAAAAUAUUUUGGUGCUCAUGUUUGAUUAUUUGUGAUCUUUAAUAAUGCCUCUCACUCAUUGGUCCCUUUCACAUCCCAAGCUGAGAGUUGAGAGCACUGUAAAGUGUCUGCGUGGUGUUGAUGUAGCUCUGGCAACUGUAUGUAUUUUUGACAUCAGCGUAAAAAACAGUUGCAGAGACAAAAUUAACACAAAGGUUUUGAGCUGCAUUUAUUCUUGAAAGGACAAAUGAUCAGUUUCAGGGAUCAUUUCAAGAAUAUUCUUAAAGUUCAUAAACGACCACCUCUCACAAAAUCUAAGGAAGAUCAAAAAAUGUUACUAUCCCUGCACAGAACGGUAUCAAAUAAAGGAAAUAAAGUGAUAAUAUGCAUACAUUAUCAACAAAAAUUAAAGCUUAGUUUUGUACCUGCAGGACAGACAAACCUUUGAUGAUCACAAAGUUGUGACUUUUAAACCUGCGACUUAUUUUCUGACUUCAAACAGCACAAAGUUCUCCAAUAGAAAGCUGUGAUCUCAUGAGAGGCUCAGCCUGAGUGUAGCAGUGUGUGUCACGUGUGUAUCUGUUCUGCUGUAGUUCUGUGAAUGUGUGAGGGUCUGUAUGUAUGUGUGUGUGUGUGUGUGUAAGAGUGUGUGUGUGACUUUUAAACAAGGAUCAGCCAAUGCACAUUAAUGUCUAUCUAUUGUCUGACCCUUCAGUGGAUUGUGCAUAAUACAGUGUGUGUAUAUUUAUUGAGUGUGUGUGAGGUGUGUGUGCGUCGCCAAAUCUGUGUCCCGAGCUAUGCACACAUGCUGUUAGUUAGGUGUGGAAUAAAUGAGUGGAAUAAAUCAUCACUGGAUUUAUUUAUUCAUUUAUUGAGAAGAAUGAUUGUCAGCUACUUCUGCCCCCCCCUCCCCUCCCCUCCUCUGCUCCACCCUCCUGCUCCUCCUCGACCACUGUACAUACUGAUCUGUAAAUAAUGAUUCAAAUCAAAAUCAUCUUUGAUUGCCAACUAUAUUAAAAAAUCAUUGGAACUGA